AUGCGACGACCACAAGGCUCCACGACAACGGCGACGAUGACGGCUGCUGCCGCACUGCUCCUGACCGCGGCGUUCCCGUCGCUAGUGGCAGGCGUCAUGUUCGACUGCAAGGACGUCGUCGUCGACGGCACGCGCUACGACUUCCACGAACUGGGCGGCCCUCGGUCGGUGUACUUCACAGAAAAGCAGCCGCCGGCGGUGCUCAACACAACCUUCACCGUCGACAUCUGCAAAUCGCUCAAGCCGAUCAAGGGCGUGGAUAAGAAGGACCAGUGUCCGACUGGCACUCGAGUAUGCGGCGUCACAACCAGCUACAACCCUGCGGAUAACACGUCGGCCAUCACAAAGGUCGUGCCCAUCGCCGGAAACUUCGCAGCGUCGUCGGGCGGCCAGGCGGACCCGCGGUGGACGAAGUUGAAGGGCUCCGACUCCAACGCCGACGCGGAGAAGGAAGGCUUGCGCCUUGAGCUCAAGGGCGGCAAGUACCCGUUCCACAGCCGCAAGGGCACCAAGCAGAAGGCCCUCAUCGAGUUCAUCUGCGACCGCAACCGCACCGGUACCGAAACCGACCUGGACAACCGCGACACCAUCGACGAGGAGGACGACAAGAAGAAGGUGGAGGACAAGAUGAGGCGGCGGAUGGCGAAGCUGCAGGCGAGGGAGGAGAAUGAGAAGGAAGGCGAUGACGAGGGAGGAGACAGCGACGACGACGAUGAUGACGAUGACGACGACAACAAGACGGACAAGAGCAAGGCGCUGCAGUUCGUCAGCUACAAGAUGGAGGACGACCUGGACGUGCUGCGGCUUACGUGGUACACCAAGUACGCGUGCGAGGACGGCGGCGACAGCGGCUCGGGCCCCGGCGGCAAGUCGGAACACUGGGGCUUCUUCACUUGGGUCAUCAUCAUCCUUUUUCUCUCCAUCGCCGCCUACCUCAUCUUCGGCAGCUGGCUCAACUACGAACGUUACGGUGCUCGCGGCUGGGACGCCGUUCCCCAUGGCGACACCAUUCGCGACUUGCCCUACCUCGUCAAGGACUUUGGCCGCCGCAUCACCAGCUCGUUUCAAGGCGGUGGCUCGAGAGGUGGUUACAGCGCCGUGUAA
Lasiodiplodia theobromae is the source of this 1104-nucleotide messenger RNA. RefSeq names its product Autophagy-related protein 27. The transcript is spliced from 3 exons. The record is from RefSeq and is a predicted model, not a curated record. Lineage: Eukaryota; Fungi; Ascomycota; Dothideomycetes; Botryosphaeriales; Botryosphaeriaceae. Bases 1 to 1104 code for a protein of 367 amino acids.